Molecule: messenger RNA, 1513 nt
Organism: Chrysoperla carnea
Lineage: Eukaryota; Metazoa; Arthropoda; Insecta; Neuroptera; Chrysopidae
Gene: Pus10
Product: putative tRNA pseudouridine synthase Pus10
Exons: 8
Coding region: 5-1513 (502 amino acids)
Biological process (GO): tRNA pseudouridine synthesis
Molecular function (GO): pseudouridine synthase activity; RNA binding
Source: RefSeq, a predicted model, not a curated record
AGCAAUGUCUGAGCAAGAAAUUUUUCAAUAUUUAAAUGAAAUUGGAUGCUGUAAUCUUUGCAAUUUACGGCAUUUAGGUUGUACCAACAAAAAAUUUUACAUUAACUUUGAAUUAUUUUUAAAAGAGAAAAACUUAAAUGAUAAAGAUGAUACAGAAAUCGAACCGAAUUCAAAGAAAUUAAAGGAGAAUGUUUGUAUUGUAUGUUUGGGAUUACUUCAAAAUCAUUUUAUUAAUGAGUUACUGGAAUUUAUUGAGAAAAAUACGAGUGUCAAUGAAUACGAUAGCACGAAUUUUGCAUGUGCGAUUAGUUUACCAAUUGCUCAACAAAUUCGAGCACACAGUGUUAAUUUACAUUUAAAAGAAAAAUUUCCUGAAUAUUAUGAACAAGGAAACUAUAAAUAUGUACUUUUAGAAAAUAUAAAUGAAAUUCCGUUAAAAGAAGUAUGGAAAUGGGUGAUUACACCAAAAAUUAAUGAACGAUUGAACAAGAGCUUAGAUAAUGGUGCGAAUUGCGAUUUUCUGAUUACGCUUAACUUGAAAUACGUUGACGAAGAAAAGGAACUGAAUUUAUUGUUUAAAGUUAGCCCAGAAACAUUUAAAGAACGUAAUCGAAAUUUUAAGAAAUUUCGUGGUGAAACAUUUACGAAAAAAAGUGUGGAAACAUUUUUAGAACAGGUUGAUAAAGAGAAAUUUAAGGAACACAUUCAGUGUCCACCACAAGUGCCAAAUUUUUCAAUUAAUUGUAGUAACAUUGAAUGUACACAUAAUUCCAUUUAUUUAGCGGGAAGGUACAUGAAAUAUUCACGUGAAUUAAGUCAAACUCCAUGGAUAAUCAAUGGAAAACGUAUGAUGGAAGCUUCUGUACAAGAAAUUAUAUGCGCUCCAUUGGCAUCCUUAUUUAAUUUUCACAUAGAUUACAUCAAAUUUAUAUCGAGUGGUCGAGAAGAUUGUGAUGUACGUUGCUUAGGAAAUGGUCGACCUUUUGUAUUAGAAAUAAUUAAUCCGAAAAAAACAAAAUUUGCAUAUGAAGAAUUUCGUAAAUUAGAAUCAGAAAUUAAUAAGUCUGAAUUAAUACAAGUACGAGAUAUGCAACUUGUACCAAAGGAAGAUCUGAUCAUUAUCAAACAAGGCGAAGAAUCGAAAACUAAAGUGUAUCAAGCUUUAUGUAUUAGCCAACAACAAAUAACUCAAGAAAAUUUGGAUAAAUUAUCGGAUAUGAAAGAUAUUGUACUUCAACAGAAAACGCCAAUACGUGUUUUACAUCGAAGACCUCUAGCAAUACGUCCACGAACUAUUCAUUAUAUGAACGCUCAAAUGAUACCUGGAAAUUCCAAAAUGUUUACUCUGGAUGUUGAAACACAAGCUGGUACAUAUGUCAAAGAAUUUGUUCAUGGUGAUUUUGGACGAACCAAACCUAGUUUAAGUUCAAUUCUAGGUAUCGAUGUCGAUAUAAUUGCAUUAGAUGUUACAGCGAUUAAAUUAGAUUUCCCAAAACCUAUAGAAAAUAGCUAG